ACUCCAGCACCGUGCUCGGCCAGGUCCUGGUCCGAGGAGGUCGUGUCGCUGUUCGACCUGCUCAAGACCAAGGAGCCGCCGCUGCUGGUCAAGGUGGCGAAGGGGCAGUACCUGAGCGCCGGCGCCGGUGGCAUCGCGAGCUCGGGAGCCCACAGCACGCUGCUGCUGACCUCCGCGGGGCGGCGGCGGCGGAUGCUGGCGCAGAGCGUCAAGUUCAAGGACAGCCGGCGCCUGGUGCCAGUCGGCCAGAAGCUGCUCAUCCCGGACACCUUCGACGGCUUCUUCGAGAUCCUGAGCGAGGAGGGCCGCUCGGUGCGCGGCAUCGAGAGCGUGGCCGAGCUGUCGCGCCGCUUCCCCGACUCGUGCAUCGCGCGCGACAGCUGCAGGGCGUACGUCUCCAAGUCGGACAGUGUGGACACGAUCACAGAGCGCACGCGCAUGAUUCAGAGCGGCGAGACGCUCGUGCUGGUGGGCGAGGUGGUGCGGACUCGGGGGCGAGGGCCUUCGCGCUUCCUGCGCUGCUUCGACAGCAGCGGCGAGAACGUGUACCUACCGUACGAGCAGAAGGUCAAGUUCAGCGCCGUCGCCAAGGAAGAAAACAUCAGCGGCGUGCACAGUGUCGCCAACCUGCUCAACAAGCGGCUGCCGCUCAACGUACGCAUGAUCAGUGGUCGGCCACCGGACGGUGCCAAGCUCGGCAGCGGCUUUGCCGCCGAGAUUCGCCUGCACGCCACCUACGAGGACGAGCUGCUGGUGGCGUCGCCGCUGCAGAAGGGCGGCACGCUGCUGGCCGUGCCGCCCACGGCGCCGCUCAAGGUACACGUGGCGAGCAACGGCGACGCGCUGGCGCGGCUCAAGGAGUUCGACCGGCUGUGCGAGCGCGCCACGCAGGCGUGGGCCGAGGCGGCCGACCGCAUCCACGCCUUCGACGUGCCGCUGCCGGCCGAGCCGCGCCUUGACGGCAAGAAGGUGGCGCGCGCGCCGCGACCGCGCGGCUUCCGGCGCUCCGUCUCGUCGCCGGUGUCGCGCGUGACGCGUCGCCACAGCGGCGAGACGGUCGACGAGUACGACGAGAUCGACCAGAUCUAUGACUACGUGCGCGGCUUCGCGCCUCUGCCGCGCGGCCUGCGGCAGGCGAUCAGCCGGGGCUCGCCGGAGCGGCGGCAGGUGGCGCCGGCGCCGCCGCCGCCGCCACUCUCCGACCAGCCGCCCGAGCCGCCGCCCAUCGAGACCAUCCCGUCGCGCAAGGUGUCGCAGGCGUCGGAGCGACCGGUCAGCGUGCACCCCGGCGUGUUCGUGGCGAGCCUCGAACGAGGCCAGCCGCGGACCGACCGGCGCGUGGCUGAGAAGCGCGCCCGCGAGCCUACCAAGGCGCCCAAGAAGACCAUGGCCAAAGACGAGGGCAAGCAGUCGAUGAAGCUGUUCGCGAAGAGCGGCAACGCCAAGCCGAAGCCGCGUUUUUUUCGGCACAAGAGUGCAUCGCCGCUGAAGAGCAGCGGGGUGUACUAUCCGAUGGCGGGGUCGGCCAAGUCGGCGGGGCCGUCGCCGCUCUUCAACAUCCGCUACAAGUCGUUGAACAACCUGGCCAUGGACUUCGACACGCUAAACUCGAGCAACUCGGGCGGCAAGACGUCCGGCGACUCGGGGGACUCGGCCGCCAUCAAGGCGAAGCUGCCCGAGAAGAAGUCGAAGAAGCUAGGUCGGCCCAAGUCAAUGACGAACCUGGUCUGGGAACCCCCCAAGCUGACUCCGGCGAUGGAGAUGUACGUCAAGCCGAGCCUCAUCACCGACCAGGACCGCAAGCUGCGGCUGGAGCCCGGAGUCUACAAGAGGCGCAACUCGACCGUCAUGCUCAACAACAAGUAUAACAACCAGAAGAAGCUGGGCACGCUGUACUUGUAAGGGUCGGCAUCGGCGUCGUCACGUGCUUUCUGAUCUGCCAUGCGACGGGCGGACAGCGCUGGUCACGUGACUGGGUCGUCGGCGCAGGGGUCAGCGGAGGCCGCAGCUCGCCGAUCAAUCCAGUCGCCAUGUGAUGCGCUCGCCGUCGUCCGCGGCUCCCCGCAGCGUUCGUGAGCAUUCGAGAGCGGAAGAGGCGCAAAGAAGACGAGGCAAUAGCGGCGCGGGAGUGUGCCGUGAGGACUUCGUGCUGAAUCGUCUCUCGAACAGCACAGCAUGUCGUCCGAGGGAAAGACGGGCGCGGCCGCCGCAUUCACUGUACAUCUCACCAUAAUCCCGAGACGUGCGCGUGCUGUGCUGACGUGGGUACGAUGCGCGUGCUGUGCUGACGUGGGUGCCGUUCGCGUGCUGUGCUAACGUGGGUGCCGUUCGCGUGCCGUGCUGACGUGGGCACCGUGCGCGAGCUGUGCUGACGUGGGCGCCGUGCGGGCGCUGUACCGACGUGCGUGCCGUGCGCGUGGACCGCCGGGCGACAGGCACCGGAAGAGAGACACGAACCCGCCGGCGCCGUGCGCCGCGAGAUGUUACCGUGCUCACCCGGCCCCAGUGAUGUGACCCGUUCACCAUACCCCCCUGACAGAUCGGCCGCGUGACUUAGCAGCGUAUGACAGUAUGCUGUGUAAAGUCACCGAUCACUGGGCGACAGUGCAACGUCGAGUUCGGCGCUGCGUAUCAUCGUCGAAUUCGGCGCUGUGUAUCAUCGUCGAGUUCGGCGCUGUGUAUCAUCGUCGAGUUCGGCGCUGCGUAUCAUCGCUGAGUUGGGCGGUGAUAGGCCAAUGCCAGCUCGCCGCUUGUCCUGCUUAUUUUGAACGCAAGUGGAUGAUGCUGGCGUUUGUGCCGGCCAUUUCGAUGUCGCUCUGUUGUUAUCAGUGGCGUUCUGUUGCCCCCAGGCGUCCUGGGUCGCUUCUCCCUGUUGUCAAUCAUGUACUGUGCAUGCCACGCAAUAAUAAACAAGAAAAGUUGCGCGAAUGUCA
Messenger RNA from Pollicipes pollicipes, 2933 nucleotides. RefSeq lists its product as uncharacterized. Lineage: Eukaryota; Metazoa; Arthropoda; Thecostraca; Pollicipedomorpha; Pollicipedidae. The record is from RefSeq and is a predicted model, not a curated record. The annotation marks the transcript as partial. The transcript is spliced from 2 exons.